UGUGCGCGCUCGCGUCGACCGUGUCCACGGAUCAGCGUGGAGCUCAGUUCAACGUGGGAGCCGACGGGCAGCUUGUUGCGCAGCCCCUCAGGUCAGCUGGUCGCAGCUCACCGACCGCAGAUGUGGGCGAGUUUGUUGAAUCAUGCGUGUUGACAGCGGCACCAAAAGCACCAUGGUGCGCACAAUACACGACCAGAUGCAGCCCGACAUUGUCUCAGAGCGCACGGAUGAAUGAACAGACUUCAGCAACUUGGACUGUUUGAAGAACUGCUCUCUCGCAGUGUCUCGGAGGGACGAUUUCUCCAGCGUUUGCUUGAACGCAGAUCUUUUUUUCUCCCUUGUUUUUUCUGGCACUCGACGGCUACAAAUAUAUUUAAAUACAUAUAUAUGUAUAUGAUGAAGUUCAAGCCCAACCAGACCAGGACGUACGACGGCGAAGGCUUCAAGAGGAGAGCGGCGUGUUUGUGUUUCAAAAGCGAGGAGGAGGACGAGGUGCUGCUGGUGAGCAGCAGUCGACAUCCCGACCAAUGGAUUGUGCCAGGAGGAGGGAUGGAGCCGGACGAGGAGCCCUGCGGAGCUGCAGUCAGGGAGGUGUACGAAGAGGCCGGUGUGAAGGGAAAGCUCGGAAGACUACUUGGGAUUUUUGAGCACAAUCAAGACAGAAAGCACAGGACUUAUGUCUAUACCCUCGUAGUCACGGAGACACUGGAAGACUGGGAGGACUCUGUCAACAUUGGAAGGAAGAGGAAGUGGUUCAAGGUUGAUGAGGCCGUCAGGGUGCUGCAGAGCCACAAGCCUGUCCACGCAGAAUAUCUGUACAGACUCAAAGACAGCUGUAAUCCCACCUGCAGCCCCGUGUGCAGCCCAACCAACGGCAACGCCCCGAGCUCCCGGGUGACGGCCAACAGCACCUCUCACUAUGUCGUCUGCUCCACACAGGGCUCCGAUCUAGUCAGCAGAUAGGAACGCCACCGGCAGCAACAGAGCGCUCUUCUUCUGACCGGACGCCAAGACGGACACGAAAAGGAAAAAAAAAUAAAUAAAUCAAGCAUUGAUUACAUUACUAACGCAGCGCCCUCUUCAUAUGUACAGUAUGAACUUCUCGAAAUUGGUCUGAAACCCAUAUGAAGUGGGCUCGAAGAGUGCCAAAGCGUUUUACAAUUGUAUUUAAGAUUUUUUUUUUUAAUGUAUUUUUUAACAACCAUCACCAGCUGCUAGAACAAACAUGUCCAUUUUAAAGCAUUCGGCUUUAGACAGAUUUUUUUUUUUUCCUGUGUGCUGAUUAUGCAAUGCCAAGGUGCUUUUUUUUUUUUGUCUUACAAGUCGAAUAUUUAACUGGCAGUGCACGUAGUGUGUUGGUGAUUUCCUGGAGGCCGGUGCUGGGAAGCGUUGGCUCUUAGAGGAAGUCGUCCUACUCCCACGGUGAGUCAGUGCCAAAUACUGCCAAAUGCUCCUCUGCAGUUUAUUAUUUUUACACUCGUUUAAUUAAAAAGCUCAUGUCAGUUCACGACUUGUUAGGAGCUUCACCUGAAGAAAUUUGAGGAACAUGUGCAGCAGGAUUCCUGUAGUUUCCACCUCACACACAGUAUCACCUCUAAUCAGCAGUAACACCGAGCUCUCUAAUAAAGAUCUGAAGAAUAUCUGCACACAACACAAAUCCAUCGCAGUGAAAUUAAGCCUUAAAUACUCCUCCCUCAGAUGCCCUUUAAUUUGUAUUUUAAUGUUGUCACUGUCAAAUUGAGCUAAUUACAGAAUAUUGCCACGACGAAGUAAACACCAGCUUUUAUACAGUGGGAUGGAAAAGCAGUCAGUCAAAUAAGUGUAUUAUUAUUAUUACUGUUGUUAAGUGCAUUUCACAGAUGUGCAGUUUUAUUAAUUUGUGAGAAUAUAGUAAAGAGGCCUUGGUUUUAUACGAGUUAAUAUAGUCUUUUAGUCUGAUUCUUCUAAGUGCCUUCACAAACACAACAGUGUUAUUGUGUUUAGUUUAUGAACAUUUCACAACCACACGCACACACUGCUCAAACAAACCCUUUAAUAUUUAAUCAGCUCUGAUUAGAUAGUGAAGAUGGAUUGUAAAAUGUUGGGCUCGUUAUCAUUUUUAAAUUACAAUAUUUAGUGUGGAUUGACUAAUUUUUAUUUAUCUAUGGUUCACUGGGAAAUACCCCUCCCAUUACGGACAGGAAACUGCUACCUACAGGAAAUCAUGCUCGGUGUGCAGCCAGGCUUUUUGUUAACAAAAAUUUUGUGAUACUUCAGUAAGUGUCAGUGGGGACGGUUCAUUUGAUGUGUUUUUAUUUUUUAUUUUUUGCAUGCGUGACUGGAAUAUUCUGCCGUGAAACAUCCUGUUGUAUAUAAACAUUUAAAUAAAAAAAUCUUUAUUUAUAAA
Molecule: messenger RNA, 2386 nt
Organism: Mugil cephalus (flathead mullet)
Lineage: Eukaryota; Metazoa; Chordata; Actinopteri; Mugiliformes; Mugilidae
Gene: nudt4a
Product: nudix (nucleoside diphosphate linked moiety X)-type motif 4a
Exons: 5
Coding region: 232-963 (243 amino acids)
Biological process (GO): diadenosine hexaphosphate catabolic process; adenosine 5'-(hexahydrogen pentaphosphate) catabolic process; diadenosine pentaphosphate catabolic process
Cellular component (GO): nucleus; cytoplasm
Molecular function (GO): bis(5'-adenosyl)-hexaphosphatase activity; bis(5'-adenosyl)-pentaphosphatase activity; endopolyphosphatase activity
Source: RefSeq, a predicted model, not a curated record